Messenger RNA from Lates calcarifer (barramundi perch), 4768 nucleotides. RefSeq names its product BCL2 modifying factor 2 (gene bmf2). NCBI's taxonomy places the organism in Eukaryota, Metazoa, Chordata, Actinopteri, Centropomidae. The transcript has 4 exons. The record is from RefSeq and is a predicted model, not a curated record. Gene Ontology annotation, biological process: apoptotic process; positive regulation of apoptotic process; negative regulation of autophagy. Gene Ontology annotation, cellular component: myosin complex. The coding region runs from base 310 to 876 and encodes 188 amino acids.
ACACCGUCGCGUGCUUCGCUGUUUGUGGGAGUUUGUCAACAAAUGUACGGGGAGCUCGGGCAUGCCCGGGCAGAAACGGCAUGAGCGGACCUACCAGGCUGGUAGCGUAUGGCAGAGAGCAUUUAUACAUGUAUUCCAGUCCUUGUCUUCCUAUCAUUGAGUUUUUUUAUUUUACUUUAGUUUCAACGGACAAGCGAAUGAGUGACACGGGUUCAGUCCACCGUCUCUUGCGCGUAGACUCUGAGCGUCCCGGCUGAUGUUUUCCCGGUCUUUGAAACUACCGCUGGGAGUUUACCGCUGAGGCGUCGGAUGGAUGAUGAGGAGGAGGACAUGUCACGGCCCAUCUCGCAGCUCUGGGGAACGCCCUUUAGGGACGUCAAAUACGAAGACCGAUCCACACCGAUCACAGCCGGACAGGCCCUUGCUGCCGUCACCGCCGCCGUGCCCACGUCACAAAGUCACAACAACAACAACAACAGCAUCAGCAUCAACACGCUGCCCUGCAGCUUGCACUGGCAGCCUCGCGUACCCUUUCACGGCAACGCUGGAUUACGCUCACAUUUCCCUGCUCACUUUGAGCCUAUGGAGGACCGGGGAGAGAGGCAGAUUGAAGAGGAGGAGGAGGAGGAGGGCAGAGGGGAGGAAGAUGACAGGAUGGCAGAGAGGCCUGAGGAGCAGGCAGGGGUGAGCGUGGAGGCGCAAAUUGGCCGUAAACUUCGGGAGAUCGGAGACAAGUUCCAACAGGAUCACGUUGAACUGUUCAUGAGGCACCACAGACAAAACCUGCCCAUCUGGAUGCGCCUUACGAUGGCCCUGUUUGGCUUUCUGUUUCCAAGAGAGGCUGUCAUUCCGCGCCUGAGAGGAGAGCAAAGAUGAAGGGACUUCCUGCUGGCCCUUGCCUUGGCCCUUGUUUUCCCUCAGCAGAAACAAGGGACCAGACUUUCAGAGAUGGCACUGUAAGAUGGAACACGGGUUUGGAUUUUGUUUUCUAACUGAAUAUGAAGAUGAGAUGAAGAAAACACUGGUCACCGCUGGACGGAGACUGAAUACAAUUUUUUUUUUCUUAAUUUUGCUUUUGUUUUUGUUAUUUUGUUGGGUUUUUUUCUGCCUCUCCAAGAAGAAGCCAUUGUGUUUGAAGAGAUAUUUUCGAAAUAUUUGUAAGAUUACCUAUUUUGUACAGUAAACUGCUCCUUUUAUUUGGUAAUUCAAGUCUUGAAGGACCUCCAUCAGUCCAGGGAAUGCCUUAUUCUCUCCUGCCACAGUACAUACUCUUGCAUCAAGGAUAUCAUAUGAAAGAGAUACAUUUUUAAGAUUAGGCCACUUUUUUGGCAAAAAACUGUGGACGUGGACAUUUCUGUGCUGAAGUUACUGACUCAAAACCUUGAGGACUCGAGGCACAUUUAUAAUUUAUUCUUAGAAAAAUAAUAAGCCCUGUACCUAUCCUCUAAUGUUCCACACUGGCUAAUUUGAAAAUGGUUGUCAUGACAUUGUGGCAGUGUUACACACUGGUGUUUCACUGUCGGCCAGUUUAGAUGCGUGUUUUAUCAGCUUCCACUUCAGACGUAGGGACAUUAUAUCAACCUGUGUCUUUUUUACUGGUGUCAUCCAUCAGCCUCUCCGUCUCCAGUACCACUGUUAUUAGAAGUGGCCUAACGACCCACUGUGUAGAUUCAGAUCUUGUUGAUUUAAAGGAUAUGUAUACUUGAAUUUAGGAUGUACUGAAGAUUUUAGUCGAGUAACUUCAAGACCUGACAUCGUAAUCGUGAUUACUCUUUCAAUUUGUGAUCAUUUGUUCGUAGGAGUGUGUGCUUACUGUUUGUGAAACCAAAUAAGCACAAAGUCAAACAAAUCUCCUUUGCGGGAUUACGAUCAGGGAACUGGAAACAAUCAGACAGCUUAAAAGGCUUUGGAUAAAUUUCAUCCUUUCUAAAGCGUGUUCAGGAUUUCUUUCUCUGGCUGGAUUGACAAUCGCAACUUUGCCCUUUGCUGCAUUGUGGGUCGCCCUUGAGAGAGAUGACAUUCAUCAGCAUUUUUGAGGGGGCAAGCAAUAUUCAAGCCAGUGGAAAGAAGUAAAAAUCUUAGGGAUCAGCUGCAUUUGCAAUCAAACUUACAUCCACAGAAGGACAUUUCCCAGAAUAUGGCUGUGUUGUCAGUUAAAUACGCCUCUUUAGAAAUAUCUUUGUUACAGACACAUUUUUGGGUUAAAGUUACAGAGAUGCAUUUUUAUUUUAUUUCACUCCAGGUGUAAAUGUCUCAAGCACUGAAAUCAAACCUGAUGUGCUAAAAACAUGUAUGAGAUAUCCCACGUUUAACCUCUUAUUCAAGUGCUUUCUCUCACCAAACUGCCAGUUGUACAUUCAGCUUCACCUGAGAACUUAGUAAGAAAAAAAAACAGCUCCUGUACAGUUCACAACCGUUUUAUGAACACACAGACACAUCUGGGUAUAGGAGAACGUCCUUGUGUGACAACUGCUACGUUAGCAUACUGCAACGACACAGCCACUGUUUCUCAAUGUAAGGUUUAUCAAGGAAAAAGUCUUUGAAGACUUUAAAUAAGAUGUUAAAAAUUCCUCAUUUGAUGUAUUAUUUCAGUCUGUUGUAGAUUCAUGAUAUGAACUUUUGAAGACACUGAUGGGUUUUUUUCUGCUUUAUGUUUUCUUCAGGGAGUAGUUAAUAACCAUGUUCAUUACCUGACGCUUAUUACGAGAUGUGUUCACUAAAAGUCUGCCUUUCGAGCGAAGACUCAAUUCAUAGCUGCCCAAGCAAGCAAAGACGUUUCAUUAAGACUUUUUUUACUUUUCCGUCAACAUGGCAGUGUGUUACAGAUCGUUAGGAUGUUGGUUUAUUUUUGUGAACUACGCGAGUAGCUGAACCAAAAGUUUGUUUCCUGCAAACACUGAACGCUGAGCCAAUUCAGAUAGUUGUGACACACUCUCUGGUCCUCAGUCCAAAGCUUCAUACUCUGUUUUACUCACUGAACGUCACGUUUAACUACUCCCUGUCCUUACUGAGAACAUUUUGUUUGGUUUCUUUGAGAUAAUUUAUUCUAAUUUAUUUUGUGUAUAUUUGCUCAGUGCUACUGUAUAGAUGCUAUCUCAGUGUGUACAGUCCUUUUCUUCUCAUUGUUGAUGUGCAUUCAGUUGUGUGUUUGAUGCCUGUGUGUGGGGAGGUUGGACUGAAGCCAUGUGCCUCGUGUGUUCUCACACGAAUGGUGUGAGUCUUUACAAAUCACGUGAACAACAGACAAUCAAAUGUACAAAAUGUGCCUUGUGAGUUAACAGACCUGCCACAUAAUCAUCAUCACCAACACUCGGCAUAAUUACCCAAAAGUCACUGGCCACAGCUCUUGUUUCACUUGGGCUCCGUGAGAUCAAUAUACACUGAUACAGUAGAGUCGGCACAAAACAGUACAGCAUGUUCGUUGUGCCUUGAUACAAAAUAAGACAUCAGUUUGAUUUCUCACAUCAGCUCACGAGGCACAGGCUCAACCUUUGACAUCUCUCAGCACAAACGGCGAGAUUCACCACGCAAAACCUUCUCAAUAUCAGAAAUGACUGUUUGCAAUCAAUGUGCACUGUAAAAAAGAAAAAAAUUCAACAACAGUUUUUUACCUGUAUACUGUACUUUGCGCCUCUCUCUUUCUACUCCUGUGCUGAUCUUCCCCUCUAGAUUCUUGAAACUUUUUCAGAUCUGUAAUAUGCUGGAUUGGCCCAGCUCGUCUGGGUUUUUGUGCUUUAUUAUCUACAAAUCUAGCAGGGCUGCGGGUUUAUGUUUGAAGGAGGAAUGAGCCACCAUGGUGCCCAGUAUUAUUUGUGCGUGCGAUGGGUUGAACGGCCGCUCUGUCAGUGUGGUGUUGAUCUGAGCCUGUCAUCACCAGCCACUGUUGCAACCCCUGACUCAAGUGAAACAUUUGUUAUAUGUUCAACCUUCAGUGUCUUUAAUAUCAAAUUUCUUCAAUUGGUUUUUUGAAUAUCCAAGAAAGAGUGCAUCUUUACUGUCAAGUGCUGUGAUUUGGUGUUUUUAUACAUUAGACAUGAAUUUGACACAGCUAUUGUUGGUAUCUUUAUAAAGAAAACAAUUUUUAGCCAAAUUUUUCCAUACCUUUUUGUAAGAAGAUGAAGACAGAACUACAACAACAGUGACUUUUUUUGCUUUUCUAUGAUUGCUUUUUUUUUUCAAUGUUGUGGCAUUUUUAAUUUUGGAUAUUGCCAAGUCUGCUGUGUCACUCUCAGUUCAAGGGCUUUUUUCGAUAUAUGUAAAUGGAGUAAAAAUGCAUGUCCAACAUUCCUGAAAAAAAUCUGUAUCUUAAGGGUUUGAAUGUAAUUUAAUGGAGUGAACCACAAUAUCUCUUUUAAAACAUGAACUGAACAGUGGAACUUAUUUCAGACUCCCGCGCUGUGUAUGCGCAGAGAGUUUGCAUUGUCUUCACAUUGCUUUCCUUACGUUCAGAGUGGUCUCAAGGAUUUCACAUUCAUGUGUCCUAUGAAGUGAGACCCAGUCCAGAUGUAGCAGUUUUUUGUUAAAGCAUUGGCUGUGUUAUCUUUGGGACUGCUCUGUGCCUGCUGCACAGUUUUCAAAACAGCGCAGGACAUAGAGCGAUGGAGGGAUUGGAGGAGGAUGGGGGGGGGUGUUUGUUCUUUUUCUAGUGCAAUAUGCUGUACAUAAGAGCUUGGCUCUCCAAAUCUUACAGUUUCUCUUAAUUUCUUUUGUUGUUAAAUGGGUACAUUGCUGUUUUUUUUUUUCAUUAAAACUUUAUGGACAAUUGAAA